ACUGAUUCAUUCAUAAGACAAGAUGUGCUACUGUUCGCGCGAACAUGGAUCUGUCAGCGCGCAUUUGAUGUGAAAGGCGAGGAUUUAAACGAGUGGACUCCCUCACGAACCGAACCGGGACCUGGAUUACCUUCUUCAUGCAACUUUUUUGGAAGGAAACCAGAAGCUUUUCACCGGGAAGUAGCAAAAAGAGCAGCAAAGGUGACGUCUCGUUCUCUGCGGUAGCUGCAGGUGUUCCGGUCUCUCUCGGCCCCUCAGGGGAGAUGUACCAAGGGUUCCCCGGAGACCCCGACAGCGGUUCCCGUGGAAGCUUAUCUCCUUCAUUAGAGUCCCAGUACCUUUCCUCCGUGGACUCCUUCGGGAGCCCACCGACCACCAGUGCCCCGCAAGAGUGUGUGUCAUCGGGAGCUGGCUUAAGCAUCGUGGGCAGCGGGCCGGGGGCCAGUGUUGGAGGGGAGAUGCCUGGUUCAUUCGUGCCCACAGUCACUGCCAUCACCACCAGCCAGGACCUGCAGUGGAUGGUACAGCCCACCCUCAUCUCGUCCCAAGCUUCUGGACAGAGCGGGACCACCGGCACCUCGACCAUGACCCAGCCGGUGUCACUGGUGGACCCGUACGACAUACCGGGCCCUAGUUAUUCAUCAGGGGCUGCAUUCACCCCUACAACAAGCUCAGAAAGUCAGGGGCCGGCGCCAGGCCCCGUCCGCCAAUCCAGAACCCGCACCCGUCGCACAAGAGACGAGUCUGUGAGUGAAGAUGGAGGUGUUGGUGUGUUACUGAGUCCAGAGGAGGAGGAGAAGAGGCGUGUCCGGCGGGAGAGAAACAAGGUGGCUGCUGCCAAGUGCAGAAACCGGCGACGAGAACUCACAGACAGACUGCAGUCGGAGACAGACAUACUGGAGGAGGAGAAGGCAGAGCUGGAGGCUGAGAUCUCUGAGUUGCAGAAGGAGAAGGAGCGUUUGGAGUUUGUCCUGGUGGCCCACCAGCCGAACUGUAAGAUCUCUUACCAGGAGCAGCCGCAGCAGGGACCAGUACAGCUGCCUCCCAUCCAGCCCCAGCUUCCUCCCCAGACCUUGCAACCUUCCGUCUCCAUUGUGAGCUUGGCGGUCAAAGAAGACUCUUUCUAUCUGCCUCCUGCUUACACGGCUCAUCAGGCCUCUGCACAGUCCCAGCCUCCGGUUCAGCAGCCGCAGGUCCAGCAGCAGCCUCAGCCAGGCAUAAUGCAGGAGGUAGAGUUUUCUAGUUCUUUCUAUGGCUCAAGUGAACCUGGUGGGCCGUGCCUUAUGGCCAGCGACUGUGGUGGUGGUGGUGCUAUCCAUGACGAUGCGGCCAUUGGCAGCUACAACCCCUCAUACACAUCUUCAUUUGUGUUCACCUACCCAGAGGGAGCCUGCGGGGUCAGUGCCAACCAGCGGAACAGCAGUAGCGAGCAGUCGUCUGAUUCCCUGAACUCGCCUUCUCUGCUGGCGCUCUGACUGACUGACAGACACAAGUGCACACAUAUCAACACGUACAUACAUUACGCUCACCUGAAGUAGAGGCUGAGGCAAGUAUCCAUCAGUCUCACAGAUUGGGUGUAUGAUUGGUUUACAGUGCACACAUUCUGCCGUACAUUCCAAAACAGAACCAUACCAACAUAUAUUUGCACAUAAAUUAUAAGAACAUUAUUUAAAAUUCAACAUUGAACAUAAAGGACAUGUUUUCAUUGUGGGGUGUCAAAUGUUGAAACUUUGUUGGAGCUGUUGGAAUUAGUACCAUGACAC
Messenger RNA from Thalassophryne amazonica, 1763 nucleotides. It is a transcript of the gene fosb, whose product is annotated as FBJ murine osteosarcoma viral oncogene homolog B. The transcript has 5 exons. The record is from RefSeq and is a predicted model, not a curated record. Gene Ontology annotation, cellular component: nucleus. NCBI's taxonomy places the organism in Eukaryota, Metazoa, Chordata, Actinopteri, Batrachoidiformes, Batrachoididae. Gene Ontology annotation, biological process: regulation of transcription by RNA polymerase II. Gene Ontology annotation, molecular function: RNA polymerase II cis-regulatory region sequence-specific DNA binding; DNA-binding transcription factor activity, RNA polymerase II-specific. The coding region runs from base 138 to 1475 and encodes 445 amino acids.